Messenger RNA from Plutella xylostella (diamondback moth), 786 nucleotides. The record is from RefSeq and is a predicted model, not a curated record. Lineage: Eukaryota; Metazoa; Arthropoda; Insecta; Lepidoptera; Plutellidae.
AUGAUCGAGUCUGCAUACAAUGAAUACCGACAUAGGGUAGAAAAACACCUCACCGAGGAUCCUAAAGCUUUUUGGAACUAUGUGAAAUCUAAAAGAGGGUCACGAAAUCGGACAAAAAUAGUUAAGGAUGGUAUCGUAUUGGCGGAGGAACAAUGUGCUGAUGAGUUCGCUAGAUACUUUCACUCGGUAUAUAAAACGGAGAAUCCUAAUCUAGACGUGGAGGCGGCGGUAGCAGCAUCGGGCGGCGGCAACGCGGCGGCGCGGGUGCAGCUGCAGCGGCGCGACGUGUGCGCCGCGCUCGCGCGCCUGCCGCCCAAGCGCUCCGCUGGGCCCGACGGGAUACCAGCUUUUCUCUUCAAGGAUUGUAGAUACGCGCUUUCAGAUCCGCUCCUUCACAUUUACAAUGUUUGUUUGCAGAGGAUGGAGUAUCCUGAAAAAUGGAAAUUAUCUAGGGUGAUCCCGGUGCCAAAGGGGGCUGCCAGCUCAAGUGUAGAUGGCUACAGGCCCGUGGCGGUACUUUCGACUCCUGCUAAAGUCUUCGAAUCAGCUGUGCAGAAGAGCUUGUUAGUUCAAGUUCAGUCACAGCUAUCGGACGUGCAACACGGAUUCCGGCCAGGCCACAGCACCACCAGCAACCUGCUCAACUACAUGUGUCAGGUGUUACCGGAAGUCGACGGCGGAGCCUCGGCGGCGCCCGUGACCGUGACAGCCGUCGAAGGUCAAGAAAAACUUAAACUGGACACGUGGGUUUACGCAAGCAACCUGUACUAUCUACCACUACCAUGA